Messenger RNA from Trichoplusia ni (cabbage looper), 845 nucleotides. Its product is annotated as dynein light chain roadblock-type 2-like. Gene Ontology annotation, biological process: microtubule-based movement. The transcript is spliced from 4 exons. Gene Ontology annotation, cellular component: cytoplasm; centrosome; cytoplasmic dynein complex. Gene Ontology annotation, molecular function: dynein intermediate chain binding. The record is from RefSeq and is a predicted model, not a curated record. Bases 104 to 397 code for a protein of 97 amino acids. Lineage: Eukaryota; Metazoa; Arthropoda; Insecta; Lepidoptera; Noctuidae.
GGCGUUGACACUGACAAGCGUCAACAGUUAUCAUCAUUCAGUUCGUUUACUCCAUUCGUUCAGGGUUUGUCAUCAAGUGAUUAAACAGUGAAUACAAGAAAAAAUGGCGACCGAAGUGGAAGACACAAUCAAGAGGAUUCAGGCCCAUAAGGGGGUAAUGGGAGUUAUCAUAGUGAACCACGAAGGUAUACCCAUCAAAAGUUCGCUGGACAAUGCGACAUCUGUUCUGUAUUCUGGUUUGAUCGGUCAGCUUACUGAAAAAGCCAGGAAUGUUGUGAGGGAAAUGGAUUCCACAAAUGAGCUGACAUUCCUCCGUGUGAGGAGUAGGAGACACGAGAUUCUAAUUGCACCAGAUCGUGAAUUUAUACUCAUUGUCAUACAGAAUACUUCAGAUUAACUCUGAACUGAGGAUCUAUUGGAUGGCUUAAAAUCUAGACUUAAAAUACUGCUAAUAUUGUUUUCAGGAAACAGAUAUUUGCAGUGAUAUAGAAAAGAUCUUUCUGUAUACUUUUAAGCUCUGAUUGAAAUCAGCCAUUGCAGUAGAACUCACUAAUUUAGGUCUCACUUAUUGUAAUUUUAAGCUUUGAAAUUAUUACUAAGAAUAACUUAAUACUACCUUAAGAACAAAAUAUUGUCUUUGGUAAGUGCCAUCUUGCAAUACCCUGGCACCGCAAAAUGAAUUAAAAAAAAAUACCGAGUUUGUUUGCUUGGGUUUCAAUUGCAAGAAAAAGAAAAACAGUUUAUUGGUCUAAGUUGCAACUUUGUAUUAGUAGUAAGGAUAGCUUCAUUAUUUUAUAAAAUGGCUAAAUAUUCUGCACCAGUAGGUAAUGUUUGGCUCACAUCAA